Messenger RNA from Patella vulgata (common limpet), 1601 nucleotides. Its product is annotated as valine--tRNA ligase. The record is from RefSeq and is a predicted model, not a curated record. NCBI's taxonomy places the organism in Eukaryota, Metazoa, Mollusca, Gastropoda, Patellidae. Gene Ontology annotation, cellular component: cytosol. The coding region runs from base 1 to 1584 and encodes 527 amino acids. The transcript is spliced from 14 exons. Gene Ontology annotation, biological process: valyl-tRNA aminoacylation. Gene Ontology annotation, molecular function: ATP binding; valine-tRNA ligase activity.
AUGGCCGAGCAAGCUACACAAGUAAAUAGAGUAAUCUCCCCUUUACAGGAAGAGGAAGUGUGGGUAAGUGGAAGAUCCGAAUCAGAAGCAAGAGAAAAGGCUGGGAGAAAAUUUGGUAUACCUACGAAUGAGGUGACUUUAGAACAAGAUGAAGAUGUUUUAGACACAUGGUUUUCCUCUGCUUUGUUUCCGUUUGCUGUUCAUGGUUGGCCAAAUCAGGCAGAUGAUCUGUAUGAUUUUUAUCCAAUAAGUUUACUGGAGACAGGAAAUGACAUCUUGUUUUUCUGGGUGGCACGGAUGGUGAUGUUUGGUCAGAGAUUAACAGGAAAACUUCCCUUCAAACAGAUUUUAUUACAUGGUCUGUUGAAAGAUUCUGUGGGACGUAAAAUGAGUAAAUCACUAGGUAACGUGGUCGACCCUAUAGAUGUUAUUCAAGGCUUACCACUACAGGAAAUGCAGACACAACUUAAACAAAGUAAUUUAGAUGAAAAAGAAAUAAAAAAGGCGUUGGAAUCACAGAGAAGAGAAUUUCCACAAGGUUUACCUGAAUGUGGGGCUGAUGCCUUGAGAUUUACUCUCUGUUCUUAUGAUUUUAAAGCUGGAGAGAUAAGUCUGGAUGUCGCUCAUGUUAAAAGUUAUCGUCAUUUCUGUAAUAAAAUCUGGCAGGGAUUCCGAUUCGUUGCAGAUAAAUUGGGAAAUGAUUUUAAACCCGAGAAAUUACAGAAUUUUGACAACAGAUCAUACAAUGCUGUAGAUUUUUGGAUAUUAAGUCGAUUGAGUCACAUGAUACAGUCAUGUGACGACCAUUUUAGGUCGUAUGAUUUACACCAUGCUACCCGAUGUUUACAUACAUUCUGGCAAUCUGAAUUCUGUGAUGUUUAUUUGGAAAAUGUGAAAUCAGUAUUUAUUGAAGGCAGUGAAGAUGACAGGUUGUUGAAACGACAAAUUUUAUUUACAUGCGUGGAAACAUUUCUACGAGCUUUGAGUCCUUUUAUGCCUUUUAUAACAGAAGAGCUUUAUCAAAGAUUACCAGAGAAGGGAGAUAAAUCCGUCAGUGUCUGUAUAGCUCCGUAUCCACAACCACAUCAGUAUAAAUGGAGAGAUGAAGAUAUUGAAGAUGAAAUGAAAAAUGUACAGGUUGUUAUAAAUAAAGUUUUAUCGCUGAGAAGAUUUUUUAAUUUAACAAAAACUAAAGCUGACACAUAUUUAAGAAUUAAAGACAGCGAAAUGGAUGUGUGGAAUAAAUAUAGUUCGAUAUUAAAAACAUUAUCUCGUGCCGGAACAUUUCAUAUAAUCAGUGAUGAAAGUGACUUACCUGAUACCUGUUGCCAUAGUUACAUAAACAAUAAUAUACAUAUAUAUCUUAACCUACAGGGUGUAGUAAAGUCUACUGUAGAAUAUCAGAGAUUAAAUCAACUCAAAGAUAAAUUAAAAAUUGAGUUACAGAAUAUCAACCAAACAAUAGAAACAGAUGAUGGAGAAUCAAAAGAAAUCCUGAAAAAGUUUACACAACAAAGAUAUGAUAAAGGUGUGGAAGUAGAAUUUAUAAACAAUGUGUUGAAAGUAUUAAAUAAUUUAAAAUAAAAUAUUGUCCAAACAGU